UAGUACAUUUUCAUUGUACAUUUCGCGAUGCGCCGAACCAACGACCGCUUCCGUACUGCAAGCUUCAGUACAAUUAGUGAAACGCUCGGUUUGUUUGCAUCGGAUCGUCACGAAAUUCCCUAUUUCGAAUGUGCAUAAAAAUUGUGUUUAACUACUCUAAUCAGACCUGAAAAUUUUAUAGAAUAUUGGUGCGAUGUCGAAAGAACUUGCUCCAGAUGUUGUCGUCACAAUCAAGGAGUUAAUUGCAAUAAUAUCCGGUUUUGAAGAAAACACGGAACACUUCGCUCACAUCCUAAAAUAUUUUACUGCAAAACUAAAAAAGUCGGAUACAAUGUACUUUGCCAGCAAACGGGAAAUCGACAACAACAUCAGUGGCAUGAGUGAAAAAUUUUGUUUUCACGGAUUUUUUCCACAGUCAAAUGCUUUGUCGGCGGCAUAUAAAACUUAUCUUUCAGAGCUACUUCCCAAGUCAGAAAUGAUGUCUAGACUUAAUGUUGUAAAAUUUUUACUCUGUCUGUCUGAUUCGCCAACAAAGCAUUUUUUAGAAAAUCCAGAGUUGCAUGCCGAAGAACCGAAGCCGAAAGAGGAAUGCGAUAUUGAUUGGGGAGCAUAUUUGAAUGCAGGAGUUGAACCAUGGACACCUAAUUUUGAUGAAACAAGUGAGGACGAUUCUGAUAGCAGUUUACAUGAUGAGCGGAGCGGAGAGUUAUCUGAAGACUUCAAUGGCGAAACACUGCCAAUCCAAAUUAAAAGUGUUGAAAGAAUAUGCGUUAUGGAUUUGAAAUUUAAGCGCGAGGAGCUACUAGCGACUAUACAACAUUCCUGGUAUAAUGACGACAGCUUCAUGAUGCGACCAAAGAGUGAUUGGAGAGAAGCUAAUAUUGGAAUUUUGUGGGAGGAAUACCUUCAAGAUCAAUUCCAAGGUUUAGCGUCUUUGAAAUCAUCAUCAAUUAUUUCAGAAUAUAAGGUUAUUCGAGAAAUUUUGUGGCAGAUUUGGAAACCACAUAAUUCAUGCACCAUACAGUUGGUUGGCAACAGCAUCAAACCAAGACCAGAUGUAUCAUUAGCAAGUAUUAGAUCAUACGCUUUUUACAACUAUAUGAACGAAUUUUUAUCUUACAUCGAAUUGAUGGAUUUGUUUAGAAAAUUUGAUAAUUCUCUUCAAGAAGAUGUGGGUGCCGACAUGAUAUGCCGUACAUAUCAAAGUUACGGCAGUUCAAUUAGGAAGAUCUGUGAUCCCAUUUAUAAACGUUUAUCUGAGCUAGAAGACACAGUUAGACAACAAGAAUCGACUUUCACUCUGCUUAAUCUUGCCAGUGAAUUGCGGAUUAUAAUGCAGCCUCUCAAAAUCCUGAAGGACAUACAUGAUCAAGUAACAAUCGAUUACAUCAAAAAUUCUCCAUUAAAUUGCGCCACAAUUCUUAUUGCAAGACUUCAUGAAUCUCUAAGUUUUACAACGAAUAAGCUAGAGCAAGAUUUAAAAUUAACUUUGUUUAUUGAUACUGUUUUUUAUUAUAUUUCCCUGGUUGACUCUUGGUUGAUGGGUGAUGAUCUAGCCGAUUAUGCAAAGGAAUUUGUUGUGGAAAAAAUUGUCAAUUCAGAUCCACGACAAGCACAGUUUGUUGCGAAAAACAAUGUCUCAGAUCACUGCAGAACUAAUACUUUUCUGAAAAUAUUUAUGGAUCAAAUUUUAACAGUUGGUAGGAAUAUUAGCUUUCUGAGGCUUUUAGGGCAAUACGAUGUAAUCGGAGAUUCGCAAGAACCAAUUUAUAAUGAGUUCCUCCGGGAAAUAUUCAAAGAGUUGCAAACAUUUCCUAAUGAAAAAGAUGAAAGUACUGAAAUGAAACACAAAGAACUAACCCACGGUGUGAGCCGAGAGCACUAUAUAUUUCCUGUAGUUGAAACUGGGAUAUGCAGGUCAAGUCUAGACAUGCAAAAGCAGGAAAACUUGGUAGACGUAGAAGACGGGUUUCUAAUGGCAGUUUUUGCGGAUUUUUUUGGUACAAAACCUGAAAUUGAACCAACAAAGAGCGAGCCGACGUUAUACGAAAAAAUAACAAACAGCACCACAGGCCUAUGUCCAAACGUCAACUUCUUUGAAACCAUACUACUUAACAUUAUAGAACGCAGGUUUACCGUAUCUGGUCUCAUGGUUAAAAACUUGCUAAUUGAAGAGCAUCUCUUAGAGAAACAGUUCCAAUAUCUGAGACAUUUGUACUUGUUUUUUGAUGAUAUUAUAUUUCCGUUCUAUAGAAGACUAUUUGAAAAGAAUGAACAUUCGCGAAAAUACUGGAGCAACACCAUCUGGCUUACCUCCCAUCUACAGGAUAUAUUCAUGGACAUGUACCCAGAAUUCUACGAAAAGUGUUCCGUUCAAGUAAAAGAUGAGUUAGCUUUGUGUGCAGACUCUAACUGGUCUUUCAAUUUAAUAAAUGUAAACUACGAUAUGCCAUGGCCUAUUAGCAUUAUUAUUAACCAACAGCAGAUGGAGUCUUACAAGAUGAUAUUUAAGUUUCUAUUGAAUCUCAAAUGGGCUUUGUACACAGUUAAUCAUUUAAUGUUUACAGAUAUGCAACCGAAAGCAAUAUAUGGAAAGAAAACACAGAAAAGCUUUAAAGUAGAGAACUCUAAGAACAAAAUAACCGGAAAUUUAUUUCGUUUGAAGUUCUCGUUGAUCAAUAUUCUUAAUAACUUGCAGCAUUUUGUAUUUGGUUACGUUUUCCAAAAGAAUUUGCUCCAAUUUGAAUUAGAGUUUGAAAAAGCCUACGAUUUAAAUUCGUUAAUUAAGUCUCAUGAUGGCUUCAUAAGAUGCGUAUCUGGAGCGAUUGAAGAACUACAGUAUCAAAUGUACGAAAAGGAUAAAAAUAACAAUAUAUUUGUGUGCAUUAAGUUACUGAAGCUGAUGUGGGACAACUCUAGGUAUGCCACUCUGGAGCGUAUUAUCGAAUGUGAUAAAAUAUAUAAUACUUUCUUCACUGAUAUUUCCCGAAUAAUAUUUCCCAAUUAUGUUUACGAUUAUUAAAAAUGAAAUGUUGUUACUGUUUUAUAAUUGUUGCCAUAUUAAUUAAUAUAAUUUUGAUACAAAUCCUUAA
Molecule: messenger RNA, 3092 nt
Organism: Dendroctonus ponderosae (mountain pine beetle)
Lineage: Eukaryota; Metazoa; Arthropoda; Insecta; Coleoptera; Curculionidae
Product: gamma-tubulin complex component 5
Exons: 12
Coding region: 194-3022 (942 amino acids)
Biological process (GO): mitotic cell cycle; microtubule nucleation; meiotic cell cycle
Cellular component (GO): gamma-tubulin complex; spindle pole; equatorial microtubule organizing center
Molecular function (GO): gamma-tubulin binding; microtubule minus-end binding
Source: RefSeq, a predicted model, not a curated record